This is a messenger RNA of Saccharomyces paradoxus, 1314 nucleotides long. It is a transcript of the gene SUP45, whose product is annotated as translation termination factor eRF1. The transcript has a single exon. Bases 1 to 1314 code for a protein of 437 amino acids. NCBI's taxonomy places the organism in Eukaryota, Fungi, Ascomycota, Saccharomycetes, Saccharomycetales, Saccharomycetaceae. Gene Ontology annotation, cellular component: cytosol; translation release factor complex. The record is from RefSeq and is a predicted model, not a curated record. Gene Ontology annotation, biological process: cytoplasmic translational termination. Gene Ontology annotation, molecular function: sequence-specific mRNA binding; translation release factor activity, codon specific.
AUGGAUAACGAGGUUGAGAAAAAUAUUGAGAUCUGGAAGGUCAAGAAGCUGGUUCAAUCUUUAGAAAAGGCCAGAGGUAAUGGUACUUCUAUGAUUUCUUUGGUUAUCCCCCCUAAGGGUCAAAUUCCACUUUACCAAAAAAUGUUGACAGAUGAAUACGGUACUGCGUCGAAUAUUAAAUCUAGAGUUAAUCGUCUUUCAGUUUUAUCCGCUAUCACUUCCACUCAACAAAAGUUGAAGCUAUAUAAUACCUUGCCUAAGAACGGUUUAGUUUUGUAUUGUGGCGACAUCAUCACCGAAGAUGGUAAGGAAAAAAAGGUCACUUUUGACAUUGAGCCCUACAAGCCUAUCAAUACAUCCUUAUAUUUGUGUGAUAACAAAUUUCAUACAGAAGUCCUUUCAGAAUUGCUACAAGCUGACGAUAAGUUCGGUUUUAUAGUCAUGGAUGGUCAAGGUACUUUGUUCGGUUCCGUUUCUGGUAAUACAAGAACAGUUUUACAUAAAUUUACCGUUGAUUUGCCAAAAAAGCAUGGUAGAGGUGGUCAAUCUGCUCUUCGUUUUGCUCGUUUAAGAGAAGAGAAAAGACAUAAUUAUGUGAGAAAGGUCGCCGAAGUUGCUGUUCAAAAUUUCAUUACUAAUGACAAAGUUAACGUUAAAGGUUUAAUUUUAGCUGGUUCGGCUGAUUUCAAGACUGAUUUGGCCAAAUCCGAAUUAUUCGAUCCAAGGCUUGCAUGUAAGGUUAUUUCCAUUGUGGAUGUUUCUUAUGGUGGUGAAAAUGGUUUCAACCAGGCUAUCGAGCUUUCUGCCGAAGCGUUGGCCAAUGUCAAAUAUGUCCAAGAAAAGAAAUUACUGGAAGCAUAUUUUGAUGAAAUUUCUCAGGACACUGGUAAAUUUUGUUAUGGUAUAGAUGACACUUUAAAGGCUUUAGACUUAGGUGCAGUUGAAAAACUAAUUGUUUUCGAAAAUUUGGAAACUAUUAGAUACACAUUUAAAGACGCUGAGGAUAAUGAGGUUAUAAAAUUUGCUGAACCAGAUGCCAAGGACAAAUCCUUUGCUAUUGACAAGGCUACCGGCCAAGAAAUGGAUGUUAUCUCCGAGGAACCUUUGAUUGAGUGGCUAGCAGCUAACUACAAAAAUUUCGGUGCCACUUUGGAAUUUAUCACAGAUAAAUCUUCUGAAGGUGCUCAAUUUGUCACCGGUUUUGGUGGUAUUGGUGCAAUGUUGCGUUACAAAGUUAACUUUGAACAAUUAGUUGAUGAAUCCGAGGAUGAGUAUUAUGACGAAGAUGAAGGAUCUGACUAUGAUUUCAUUUAA